Molecule: messenger RNA, 2113 nt
Organism: Oncorhynchus mykiss (rainbow trout)
Lineage: Eukaryota; Metazoa; Chordata; Actinopteri; Salmoniformes; Salmonidae
Biological process (GO): immune response; cell surface receptor signaling pathway
Cellular component (GO): external side of plasma membrane
Molecular function (GO): transmembrane signaling receptor activity
Source: RefSeq, a predicted model, not a curated record
AAAAUACCGUGGAACAAACAAGAAAGCCAGCGUGCAGAAGUUUGUUCGGGAAUGUUCUACUAAAAUCAAUCAAAACAAAAAUAUUUUGGGUGUCUUCCAAGUCUCAACUUCCUCAACAUUGUUCUGUCUUUAGCACAGCCCCGUGCUAUGUGUUCUCCAUUCACUGUCCUCUCAUUGUUAGUCACCCAGUCAUUUCCCUGAUGUGCAGAUCUUAAGUAGGCAUACUGAACAGCGAUGGGAAUGACAUACCUUUUCCUGAUAUUGGCAGUGUUUUCUGUUGUGGUCAAGAGUCAGCUCAAACCCCAGGUUUCCAUGGUCCUCACAUUCAAGCAAGUCUACUCUGGGGAUACAAUAAUUCUGAGUUGUGACAACAGCAUAGGUAAGGUAAAAUGGUUAUUCAACAAGGUUGAGGAUCAAAAUCAAGCCAACAAGACAUGGAGCAUAAGGGCUGUCUCCGCUAAGAACUCCGGCUCAUAUCAGUGUGAGAACAAUGGACAGAAGAGUGACAACUUCAACAUCACAGUUCAAGAGUACCUUCCACCUGCUACUCUGUUGCUCAAGUCAGGGGAGCCAGUCAUCAACAUAAAUGGCUCAGUAGUCCUGGAGCUGCUGGUGGAGGAGGAUGAGAGUCUGAAGGGAUGGUGCUGUUGGGUGUACAAGGCUGGGAGAGUAGGAAGAAUAACACUCAAGAAAAGUCUGACGACCGAAAAUCACAAAGUGUUGACCUUUCAACCCAGCAAACUGAAAGACAACGUCGCCAUCUACUGGUGUAGUGACGAGAAUAACCUGAGGAGCACCCCCCUCACCAUCAAGACCUCAGACCGGGUCGUACGGAUGAUGAUAUUGCCUGGGCCUGCUCUUUUGGGGGAGAAACUGAGUCUGCGGUGUGUUGUGUCGGGGACCGACCGAAUUAGCCACACUAUAUUCUACAAGGAUAAACAGACGAUAAAAGACGGUUCCAGUUCUUCUCAUGUUAUCAACAAUGUGACCGAGUCCGACCAGGGGGUAUAUAGCUGUCAAGCCACCUUUACGCGAAGCAACAAAGGAGUGCCAAACACAGUCAACUCAACUCAACAAGAACUGAUUGUUUCAGCACCCCCUAUGAAGGCAGUUGUCUCUGAGUCCGCUGGCCUGUCCUGCUCAUGCUCCAGCUGCCCCAACGGCGCCUUCUAUCACUGGUACUACAAACAGCACAAUCCUCAGUGGCUACCUAAAGGCAUCAGCGAAAGCUACACAGGUUUCAUGCCGGCUGGUAGUUACGCAUGCAGAGCAGUGUGGAAAAACGGGAGGUCUGCACUAAGCAAUAUCCAUCAUUUGACAGAUGACGUCGACGCUCAAGAGACACAUGUGCUACUGAUCACCAUUGGGUUGAUCGUCUUGGGGGUUAUGCUGGUCAUAGGAGCCAUAGUCAUGUAUCGCAAGAGGAGGACUAGGGAAGAGGCCAUUUACCAAGAUAUGCCCCUGAUGACAGUGAAGUCGCAGGAUGGAGGAGAUGGGGGGUACGAGGAGCUCCACAAAAAACAUGGUACCAAGAGAGAGGGAGAGUACGACACCCUGAACACAACUCCAGCACAAGCAGCAGGAGGAGAGAAAACAGAGGGAGCGUACGAAGCGCUGAAGAAAGCAGAAGGAAAGGAGGAGGAGUACCACACCUUGGAGGAAGGAGCGGCGAAAGGUGGGGAUGGGGGGUAUGAAGCGUUGAAAAAGUCCAAAGAUGGGGGAACUGGGGAUCUGUACCACACCUUGGGGGCGAAAGGUGGGGAUGGAGGGCAUGGGGGGUAUGAAGCGUUGAAAAAGUCCAAAGAUGAGGGAACUGGGGAUCUGUACCACACCUUGGGGGCGAAAGGUGGGGAUGGAGGGGAUGGAGGAGAUGAAGCAUUGAAAAAGUCCCAAGAUGGGGGAACUGAGGAUUUGUCCCAUGCUUUGGGGGCAGAAGGAGGCAAAGAGUGAGAUGGAGAGUUUGAAGCAUUGGAGAAGGCUAAAGAGGGGUAUACCGAUCUCUGGGAGCAGAAAGGGGAGAGGAGAAGUAGGCCUAAAUCUGAGACUAUAGCAAGUCCUGUAAUGACAAGAGGAAAGGUGGGGUGUAGGAUCGGUGGCGUAGCGCAGUUUUGCA